AUGUCGUCCGCCCCGCCCCCGUCAUUCGACGGCGCACCGCCACCGUACAUCCCGCCCACCUCGGCUGCGCCCAAGCCGGCCCACGCGCCGCCGUCGACCCCGUCGUCCAGUCGGGCGCCGCCGUCGCAGUCGGCGGUGGACCAGGUCGCCCGCAAGCUCGCCGGCCGGUCGGUCUCGGACCUCCACGCCCUCAUCAUGCUGCUGGUCUCGGCCGAUGCCCUUGCCUGCGAGUCCGCCAUCACCUUCCUCGCCUCACCGUCGACCGGCCCGCCCGCCUCUGUUACCGCUCCUGCUGCUCCAGACGCGUCGUCGGCCCCGCCGCCGGCUUCGUCGGCCGUUGGUGCCGCCGCUGCCGCCGCCGGCGCCGCCGGCGCCACCGCCGCCACGUACAAGAUGACCGAUGUCAGUCCGUCGGCACCAGCCGCGCCGGCCGCCCCGCCGCCGGAGAAGAAGAAGAAGCGUGGGUUCAUGAAGUCGAUCACCUCGACCUUCAACGACAUGAAGCAGUCGGCAACGCUGGCCAAGGCCCAGAUGGGCGUCGCCAUGGGCGUCACCUACGACGCCAAAAAGUUCCGCGCCGCUUUUGAGCUCGCGCCGGACCAGCCCAUGCUCGCCGACGCCCAGUGCGUGCUCCUCAAUGGUGCCAGUCCGCUCUCGGGCCAGAUGUACAUCACGCCCUCGCUCCUCUGCGUCUACACCAUCACCCACUCCAAGGAGGUCAAGGUCAAGAUCGACAUGCUCACCAUCACCCACAUCAUCGCACGUACUUGCCCCAACUACAAGAACAAGAAGGAAGAGCCGGUCAUCAUCGACACCCCGCAUGGCUCGCGCGCUAACGUGCUCCAGGUCUACUGCAACGACGGCCUCAUCCACACCGUCGUCCUCGACCCGACAAAGAUGGAGCCCAUCGCCACUUGGCUCCACCUUAUCUGGGACCGCACCCUCAACAACGGCCAGCGGACGCUCCCGGUCCUUGCCGCCCCGACUCCGGUCCACACCGCCUUUAAGCUCCACCAGUCUGAGCCCGUCCUCGGCGAGUCCAAGUGCAAGCUCAUCAACGGUACUGAUGCCGUCUCGGUUGUCUUCCACCUCUUCCUCAACUACUUUGGCUUUGAGGUUGCGGGCUCUCCCGUCCUCAUCCCCUACACCACCGUCUCGUCCAUCGUCGCUGCUCGCGCCUCCAAGAUGGCCGGCUCGCCCGUCCCGGUCUACACCACCGACGGCUGCAUGCACCAAUUCUUCAACUUUUCCGGCGACUUUUUCAAGCUCCACGCCCAGGUCAUCUACUGCCACGCCAUGGCUAGCGGGGCCGCGCCGGUCCACCUCUCGUAG
Messenger RNA from Thecamonas trahens ATCC 50062, 1332 nucleotides. RefSeq lists its product as uncharacterized. NCBI's taxonomy places the organism in Eukaryota, Apusomonadida, Apusomonadidae. The transcript is spliced from 2 exons. The record is from RefSeq and is a predicted model, not a curated record. The coding region runs from base 1 to 1332 and encodes 443 amino acids.